GCCGCCUCAGUCGAGUUUUGAAGCUCAGCGACAGAGGCAGCUAAAAUUGAAAUUCGCGCGCAUCUCUCGUAUCACUUUUCGGGCCAACGCUAUCAGUUUGAGUGAAAAUAAAAAUACUAUAUAAAUAAUUUAUAUAUAUAUAAAAAAAAUAUAUAUAUAUAUAAAUGAUCUUGAGAGCUUUGCGCCUUGGACUGGCGCUCCUUGUGCUGGCCCUACACGAAUCGUUCGCUUAUCAACCUGGCAGCUAUUCUGAUGGACAGACGGCGCAGUCCGGGUUAUCAGCAUCGGCGCAUUCCAACAAUGCCCACGCUCAAGAGCAGCCAAUCUAUGAACGGGAUACGGCCUGCCCGCCCCAGUUUAGAGGACUUAAGCCAUAUGCCCACGAUUGCCAUCGUUUCAUCAGCUGCACAAAUGGUCAAUCCACUAUACAAACCUGUUCACCGGGCACGGCUUUUAAUGCCCUAACUGGAACUUGUGACCACCUGUCCCAAGUAGCCUGUGAGGGUCAAGCUGGUCGCUCGGCCCGCAUGCAGCAGCUGAAUACACAGCCCAAGUGCGCAGCGGGCUUGAACGGCCUGCAGCCACAUCCUUAUGACUGCACCAAGUUUCUGAACUGCGCCAACGGACAGACCUUUAUCCAGAACUGUGGACCCGGCACAGCCUUCAGUCCAACCAUGUUGGUUUGCGACUACAAGCACAAGGUGGAUUGCGGUGAUGGUCGCUUCAAUGUUGAUGUAUCAGCUCAAGGUCAAACGGGUGGCACUUCUGGUGGACUCACUUGUCCAGAAGGCGCUCGCGGUCAAUUUCCCUACCCCAAUGACCCCUAUAAAUAUGUAAUUUGUGGAAUUGGUGUGCAGGCGCGUCUAGAGCAAUGCCCAUCGGGUAAAAUUUUCGAUGGCCACAGUUUGAUUUGUAUUCCCAUUGGAGCCCUCUCUGCCCAAACUGAUUUCUCCUCUACCGCCCGGCUGAGUGAUCUACUCUGUCCUGGAGGUGUCGAAGGCCUGUUCGCUCAUCCCUUCGAUCAAACCAAGUUCCUCAAUUGUAAGGCUGGCAAGGUGGCUGUCCAGAGCUGUAUUCCUGGCCACGUCUUUAGUAUAUCCAAAGGUUAUUGCCAGCUUAAGGCACAAACUGUGUAUAGCGACUAUGUGACUUACAUUGUCUCCGAGAUCAGCUACGAAUAUUCUCUGAUGCUGACCCGCUGUCCGGCGGGCACGGAUGGUCUUCAUCUCUACCCCUACGAUGCUGGGAAGUAUGUCCGCUGCGAAGCUGGAGGAGGGAUGUCUGUUUUGAGCUGUGGAGAGGAUAUGGCAUAUAGUUUUACUCAACGGGCGUGUCGACCGCGUAGACAAGUGACCCGAGCGGAACGCGUCAAGUUCUUUUCGGAGCUCAGCUUUCAAGGAGGCAGCUACAGUUACACAGAUAGUCAGGCCUUCCAGUCUGGACUAAAGUCGUGUCCCCCCAAUCUGCGUGGCAACUACGCCUAUCCAUUCCAUGCCAGUCAUUUUGUGCUGUGUCAGAAUGGUUUGCUGCAGGUGGAGUCCUGCCCAGCGGGAUCUGUUUAUAGUCUAUCCACGCGCAGGUGUGCGGCUCGCCAGCAGCUCACGUCACAUGACUUUUUGGACUAUGCCUAUAUAAAUAUUCAGCUCUCGACUGACCUUUUGCUAGACCUUACCACUGUCACCUGUCCCGCAAAUGCAGUUGGAUACUAUUUGCAUCCCUUUGAUUGUACCAAGUAUUUAAACUGUCGCGAUCAACAGACCUCCAUUGAGAGCUGUGAAAAGGGGGAGGUCUUCAGCAUCUCCCAACGAAGUUGCGUGGCCAGGGAUGAAUUGGUGGCCGCGUACGAUCGGGUGGAGUAUCUAACGGAGACGCAGCAUGAGUUCUCCCAAGAACACCCGGUGGCUGAGGGUCGAGAGCCGCAGUUCAAUUUACAGCCUGUUAACGGAGUUGUGGAAUGUCUAUCUGGUGCUGGUGGACUUCAACCGCAUCCUUAUGACUGCACCAAGUUUCUAAACUGCGCAAAUGGCCAGACCUUUGUUCAGGAUUGUGAGCCCGGUACAGCUUUCAAUAGAUUACGGAGCAUCUGCGAUCACGCCGCCCAAGUGAAUUGUGCUCAGUCUAUCAUCAAUCCGAAUACUUAUACUACCAGCGUUGCCUCCUAUCGUUUGGCUUGCCCUGUUCAUGUCUAUGGCCUUUACGCACAUCCCUUUAAUGCCAAAAGCUAUCUGUAUUGCGAUGAGGGACAUACAACGAUCAGGCAGUGCCUGCCCAAUGAAGUUUUCAGUCUCUCGCGUGGCUAUUGCCUGUCAGCGGAACUCGUGCUCGCUGCAGAUCGCGUUUCCCUGCUUAGCGGUGCGGAAGAGCUGAGCCUUGAACAUUUGGAGUCUAUAAGUUGUCCACGUGAUGCUGUGGGCAAUCACGCUUAUCCCUUCGACUGUACGCAGUAUUUGAGCUGUGAGGCGGGCAUCACGCGCCUUCAAAGCUGUCCCAAUGGUCAACACUUUAGCCUGUCGCAGCGCAGAUGUCAACCUCAGGAGCAAGUGCAGCGCAUCGAUCGCGUUUACCAGUUAAGUGAGCUGCAGAUCUUUUACGAGUGGUGGCAGCAGCUUCAACAUGUGGGAGCCAGCAUUAGGAUCAGGUGUCCAUUUGGUUUGACGGGCAACUAUCAGCAUCCGACGUUGCCACACAAAUUUAUCAAUUGUGCAGCCCAAAACUCGGAGGCGGUAUUCCUCGAUUGUUCCGCUGGUCAGGUUUUCAGCGUAUCCCGGCGUCUGUGUGUGCCGGGCACACAGGUGCCCACACACGAUCGCUGUGACUAUCAGUCAAAGCAAGCACUGAACUCCUAUGGUUGGAUAGAUCUGCGUCAUGACGCACGCGAGCCAAAGGCGUAUGUGCAACCGGUUUACGGUGGUGCCGAUCAGUACGGCAGUGGAUCGGGCAUUAAAACGACCGUUGUCAGUGGCGGAAGUCGCUGGAGCGACAUGAAUAUGGCACGUCCUUCGGGCAUUGGCUUUGGGCAGGACACACAGCAGACACUCGCUAACGGCUGGUCGGGCCAGGGAAGCUCCUACAAUCGACAAGCGCCCACACAGAGCGUGCUCUAUGUGGAGGGCUCACUGCAGCCGAAUCGUAAUUAUCAAGCCACUAACACAAAUUCAAUAUAUAAAACGCCACUGGCGCCCAUGGCGCCCACCACAAGCAAUGUUUACUAUGCUCAGCCCGUGGAGACUGUCCACUCGUCGCGUCAGAAUUUCAGUCGCUCCCAGACAAAUGACUGGCAUACGGCACGCACACCAUACAAUCCUCAGAGCAGCUACCCUCAGGCUAGUCUACCAGGACAGCAGCCCUUAGAUCUUGACUACCAGCCCGAUGGACAUGCUGAAGAGCCUAGGAAUCAGCUGCCAAGCGGAUCGCAUCAAGAGCCUCGCGAGCAUUCCCGCCCUCCUUAUUCCUCUGUGCCCACUAAUCAUAAUCCCACUCUACAUGGUCAAUCUUAUCAGCCAGCGGUUGAAUCGAAUUUGUAUGGUGGUCUUCAACCGCCUACACCUCCAGCUCAGCCAUCAGGCUUUACUCCGAUUCACCCACAACACAAUCCCCCUGCCCAUGCCCAACCAGGACAGCGACCACUUGACCUGGACGACUAUAAUCCCGAUGUGGAUACUCAAGCAACUGUAGAUCAGCCUUACCCUAUUGUUCCCUCUGUGCCUGCCAAUCACAGUCCCACCUAUCGGGGUCAGCCCCAUCCUGUGGCUAAUGAAUCGAAUUUGUAUGGUGGGUUGCAGCCACCCUCCCGCCCAUCUCUGGCCGAGACUACAACAACUCGCACCACCAGCUCGACGCCUUCGAACCUUCGCACAUUCCCGAUUUAUCCACGUGUGUUCGAUGCCACACCUGCUAAUCCAGCCAAUCACCCACACUAUAGUCCGCCCUAUGCGGCAGUUGCGCAUUCGCAGAACGCUUCCUGGCAAAAGGUGCCACCUCGUGCCCCCGAAUCUGAUCCUUUUUUAGACAGAGGAGAUUAUGAUGAAGCCGAUUAUGGUGACUCGGAGACGACCACCACAGAAAGAAACGGCUUGAGGCCACCACCAUUCAACCAUCAGUUUUACAAUCCAUCACAAGGUGCUGCUCCCGCCGCAGAGACACCCUCAAAGGUAGCUCUCGGUGAGGCGUUGCGUUUGAUGCUGCGGCCCUAUUUCAAUCACAGCGGCAAUGCGCAGGAAGCACUAGCCGAGCGGGCCGAAUCCGCCAUUGCGUCCGCUAUUAGCAAGCCACCGACUAGCACGACUCCCAUCCCGACCACGACCACAACCACGACGACGACCAAAGUACCCCAUCGGGGUAGACAGACGCCCGACGAUGAGGUUGAACUGAUUGUGGCGGGCGAACAGGAAAGCUUGGACAUUGCUGACGAUGACUCUGUUGUUCCAGAUGCGGUUGAAACGGCGCGCACUGAGCAAACCCUAAAUCCUACAACGUACGCAUCCGGCUAUGACACGACUGACUUCCAACGCGGCACACGUAGAGUGGACACCGACAGCAGUACGCAAUCGUAUCCACAUUCAAAUUCCAACAAACCGCAUACGUGGGGUCACAGUCGUGAGUUCCACAAGCGUCAUCCAAAUAUGCCCGAUCCGUUCGAUAAGCCAGAAGACCAGCAUCACACCCACCACUUCCACCACCUCCACCACCACCACCAUCAUCCACACGAGCACAGCCGUCUUUACCAUAGCAGCCAUCCAAAUCUACCCAAUCCUUUUUCCACCAAAAACGAGGAGCAUCCACAACCUAAGCCAAGGGAGCAGCCAGAGCCGCAGCCAGACCUUGAGAUAGAGCCGGACUUUCUGCCCAAUCCAAAUGCGGAAGCCACCACAUUACGUACUCAACAAAUAAGUUUUCGCAGUGGUUUUGAUGAGCCCUGCGAGUUUGAUUGCGGCGGCGGCAAGUGUGUGAAGAAAAUCGAAAUCUGCGAUGGCGUCAACAACUGUGGCAAUCGGAGGGAUGAGCAUCAGUGCGAUCAUCUGGGCUAUCAGGUGCGCCUGACGGGCGGCGAGAGUCCGCACAUGGGACGCAUUGAGGUCAAGGUCAAUGGCCAGUGGGGCUACGUUUGCGACGACAAGUUCGGGCUGCGCGAUGCGGAUGUUGUGUGCCGUGAGCUGGGCUUUAAGAUGGGCGCUGCUGAGGUGCGUGGCAACUCCUACUAUGAGCCACCCGAGCGGAACUUCAAUUAUGCCAUGGACGAGCUCGAGUGUCGGGGCAACGAGACAAAGCUAAAGGAUUGCGAUUUUAAGGGCUGGGGUGUGCACAACUGUGGUGUUGAUGAGGUGGUGGGCGUGGUCUGCAAGGUGCCCGUGCUGAAGUGUCCCAACAAUUUCUGGUUAUGUCAGACGUCAAAGGAGUGCAUACCGCCCGCUUUUGUCUGCGAUCACACCGAGGAUUGUGCGGACAAGUCGGACGAGAGCGAUGCCGUUUGCAAGGCGCCCAUUGAGUACCGUCUGGAGGGCGGACGCAGCCCGAUCGAGGGUCGCCUGGAGGUCAAGUAUCAUGGCGUUUGGGGCUCCGUCUGCGACGAUGACUUCAAUAUAAAAGCUGCGCAGGUGGCCUGCAAUAAUCUGGGCUAUUAUGGAACAGCUAAAAUUGAAAAGAACAUUUUCGGACCGGGCAGCGGACCCAUCUGGCUGGAUCAGGUUCUAUGUCAGGGCAACGAGACGAGCAUAGACAUGUGCCGGCACUGGAACUGGGGCGAACACAACUGCAAUCACACCGAGGAUGUGGGUCUGCGCUGCACCGCCGGACCGCCACCGCGGCAGUCACGGCAACGAACUCGUCUACAGGCAUUGGACAAGGACAGCUCGGUUGGCCAAGCCGCCCAAGUUAGUCUCUCCGACAUAGGCCUCUGGGAGAGAUCGAGCAAGGCAUUGCGCACACCGCGACGCUGUGGCAUCUUCAAAGACGACCUCACCGAUGAGUUUGCGCAUCCGGAACAGCGUGUGGUGCAGGGCAGCGUAGCACGUCGUGGCCGUCAUCCGUGGCAGGCCACAAUACGCACGCGUGGACGCGGCGGCAUCUCCAGCCACUGGUGCGGCGCUGUGGUCAUCUCCAAGCGGCAUUUGCUCACCGCCGCCCACUGCCUCUACGGACAUCCAAAGGGCGCGUAUUUUGUACGCGUCGGCGAUCACUAUGCCAACAUAGCGGAGCACUCGGAGGUGGAUGCGUUCAUUGAGAACUGGUACACGCACGAGCAGUUCCGCCAGCCCACGCACAUGAACAAUGACAUUGCCGUCGUGGUGCUCAAGACACCGCUUAAGUUCAGCGACUACGUGCAGCCGAUUUGUUUGCCGGAGCGUGGUGCGCCGCUGGUUGAGAAUCGCACUUGCACCAUCUCCGGCUGGGGCUCCAUCAAAUCAGGCAUGUCCACUCCCUCCCAGGAACUGAGAGCUGCCCAACUACCCAUUUUGCCGGAUGCGACUUGCAAGCAAAUGAAUGUCUACGGUGAUGCCAUCACUGAAGGCAUGUUCUGCGCUGGCUCCAUGGACGAAAGCGUCGAUGCCUGCGAGGGCGACUCUGGUGGGCCGCUUGUCUGCUCGGAUGAGGAUGGCGAAACACUCUAUGGCAUCAUAUCCUGGGGACAGCACUGCGGCUACCAGAACCGACCUGGCGUCUAUGUGCGCGUCUGUCACUAUAUCGAUUGGAUCUACGAGAAGAUCAACCAGAGCUUGCUGCGCUUCUAAAUAAACCACAAGCUAUAUAUAUUAAUAUAUAUAUAUUUAGGCCCCAACAAGCGCUCGCCCCAAUGCUGUCACAAGCUACUUAUAUUUAUGGCAGCACCUACAUGUAGGCUAUAAACAUUGUACGAUUCUUUUUAUUUAUAUCCAAGGGGUGGGGCAGGGGCAGGCACGUAGAUUAAGCACAUAAUCAAUGCUAAUAAAACGCACAACAAUAACAACGAAAA
This is a messenger RNA of Drosophila virilis, 6949 nucleotides long. It is a transcript of the gene teq, whose product is annotated as Tequila. Gene Ontology annotation, cellular component: extracellular region; membrane. Gene Ontology annotation, biological process: proteolysis. Gene Ontology annotation, molecular function: chitin binding; protein binding; serine-type endopeptidase activity. Lineage: Eukaryota; Metazoa; Arthropoda; Insecta; Diptera; Drosophilidae. The record is from RefSeq and is a predicted model, not a curated record.